UCUGUGGACAAUUCGCCAUUGAAGAUGGGCGUUGGAGCAGGUCACUUCCAUUCCCUCAUCUUUACCUACGGAACCCUAAAGCGAGGCUUCUCCAACCACGUCCUCAUCCAGGACCUCAUCGCCACCAGCGACGCCGCCUUUAUCACCGUCUGCCUCACCACCGCCCAGUUCCCCCUCGUCUGCGGCCCCUACCGCGUCCCCUUCCUCCUCAACUUCCCCGGUGCAGGCCACCGCGUCUCCGGCGAGCUCUACGCCGUCUCCGCCCGCGGCCUCGGCCGCAUGGACGAGCUCGAGGGCACCGGCCGCGGCCACUACGAGCGCCUGCCGAUAGAGAUCGAGGCCGCCGCGCGGGACGGAGCGAGGAGGAUGUGGGCGGAGGCGUACUUCGCGCACAGCAGCUACGCGGCGGCGCUGUGGCGGAAGAGCGGAGAGAGAGGGUACAGCGCGUAUACAGAGAAGGAGGCGGCGGGGUACGUGAAGAGGAAAGAUCGGCCGCAGAAUCAGAGUUUUCUGGAGCAGAUUCAAUUGUUUGUGUCGUCUUAGAAGUAUAUUAAUAUCUUGUUUAUGUAGUAAAUGUAAUGCAAAUUUUG
This is a messenger RNA of Vitis riparia (riverbank grape), 590 nucleotides long. Its product is annotated as putative gamma-glutamylcyclotransferase At3g02910. The transcript has a single exon. Gene Ontology annotation, molecular function: gamma-glutamylaminecyclotransferase activity. Lineage: Eukaryota; Viridiplantae; Streptophyta; Magnoliopsida; Vitales; Vitaceae. The record is from RefSeq and is a predicted model, not a curated record. The coding region runs from base 25 to 543 and encodes 172 amino acids.